GUGAGCGUCGCUCGUCGCGAGCUGGCCGCGUACUUCCGUACGGGCUCCUAAAUCCCGCGGAACGACCAAUUAAUUCCCUCGUUCUCUAUUCGUCCCCUCCGAAUCUCCGUUGAAUAAUCGGCUCCCGCGGGAAUUUAUUUCGGGGAUAAGUAAUAACUCGGAAAGUCAACGCUCUCCCGAGCACCUGCGAUUUUCAAUUGGCCGAAAGUAGCUCGAGAGCGCCGCGUGACUGCCGGAGGACUCGGCGAUGGAUAAUAUCCGAGGGAACGUCACCGAGCUGCGACAGCGGGAUAAAUCUCUGCGGCUCCGCGGCUGAGGACCUUCUCGGCGUUCCCCCAUCCCUCGCCCCGGAAGAAAAGCAGCCCGCUCGCUCUCCCGCCGGCGGUCGCUCUCCGUCAUACCUUCCUCUCUCGCGUCCUCCCCGACGCAGAGUCCGCGCGCGCGAUUCAAGAGAGACUGCAUCGAACGUGCGGAGGGUGAGAAAGCGCUCGGCUCCGUCGAGCACGUUAUCACCAGCGGAACAGAACCCUCGGACUGUGGGCAACGUGCGCGCGCCCCCGUGCCAACGACAAUAUUCUCGAAUAGAUUAAAGUGAAAAAACGGUAACGGCGCAUGGGGAGGGCUACUAAGAGUGCUGGGAAGCGAGCGGUCGCGUUAAAACCUCUCGGGGAGUGUGAAUACGACGCGAGUUUUCACAGAGCAAAAGACAGCCCCGAGCCCUCCGUUACGGCCGAACUCUUGUUCCACUUUUAACCCAUUCCCCGCGACCGAACGCCGCGCUCCUCUCCUCGAGACCAACCUCCGAAGAGAUAUUCCUCAGGCCCGCACGCCGCUCGCGACCUCCCGAAGGGCUUUACUACGUGCGAGACAUUUUACGCUGCCGAACAUUGGACAUGGUGAAGGGGCAUGUUGGUGUGCCGGCGGUUGCUGAUCGCAGCAGCGAUCGCGGCCUCGGUCGAGGCCUCGGCUGUGUCCGCUAGUUUUCCCGAUAUCACUGGACCCGAAUACACAGCAGCCGGGUACGCCGUUUACUCGGGCGCCACGCCAAUCGGUGCCUCGUCCGGUAAUAUCCUCGCCGGAAGCACCUCCACUACUACCUCGUCUUCCGGCUCGGGCUGUCGACCCUCCGAAUUCUCCUGCACAAACGGUCGCUGCGUAGCUCAGGACAAAUAUUGCGACGGCGAAGAUGACUGCGGCGACAAAACGGACGAACCCAGAUAUUGUUCCCCUUGCAACAGAACUCUGUACGGGGACGUGGGUCGAACCUACGAGGUGGAGGUUCGUCGGCCGAGGGAAGAUCGAUUACCUUUUCUCUGCCACCUCAACUUCACUGCCGCCGGAGGUGACCUCGGCGAUUUAGUUCAGUUAACGUUCGACACCUUUACCGUGGGUCGCUUCCUAUCGUUCACUAACGAAGGCUGUCCGGACGGAUUCAUGUCGAUAAGGGAAAUGGGUCGCCCGGCGACCGGUGGUCAAUGGUGCGGAAGUGCGUGGGGUUACACCGUCUAUUACAGCGAGACACCUUCGAUAAAUCUCACUCUUUACCUCUCGCGCCUCUCCGAACAGGGUAUUGGUUACAACUUCGAUUUCAAGCUUUCGUACAAGUUCUUGAAACGGAGCGAGGCACAUCUGAGGUACGGUAACAGCAGCAUGGCUACGUGGCGCGGUGAACUCGUGAACGGAACUUAUUGCGAUCGAGUUCUCACGAGGUGCGAUACACGAGCUUGUCGUCUUCAAUCACCAAACUAUCCGGGUGUUUAUCCGCGAAACGUGACUUGUUAUUAUCGAGUGGAGCACAAUCGACCACCGCCAGGCCACCGAGCACUUCUCGCGGUUAGCCAACGAAAUAGUCACAAAAUACACAUAAAAGAUCAAGUCGUCAAGUACGACAGGAGCCAGCGAAUAUUGAGAGUAUGGGAUCAGUGCAACGUGGUGCAAGACUAUUUGACGGUUUACGACGGUGGCUCAACGACCGACAGAGUUCUCGUGAGACUUUGCGGUGGGGAUGCAGUGCCUGACAUAGUCAGCAGUCAUAACACGAUGCUCCUUGAAUUUCACACAUCGCCAUACGACAAUCCUUUUCACCCAGUACCAUUGUCAUUUCUUCCGGGUUUCGAGCUCGAAGUUCAGGUUCUCUUCGUCGACGAAAAAUCACGGAGUUUCGUCAAGGAAAACGAUAACUGCGACUUCCAUAUAUCGAGCUACGACAGUCCCUCGGGAAUACUCGAAAAUCCGAAGCACUCUCUGCCACCGAACACAACCUGUCGUUACCACUUCCAGGGAAAGCCCAACGAGAUCGUUUGGAUCUCUUUUGUGAAAUAUUACGCUGCCAGUACUGAUCCAGCUGCCAGUAUAGACGAUGCCAACACCGAUUGUAACGCGAAACUGCUCAUCUGGGACGGCGAUCAUUCGACGGAUAAACAAACCUCGAGAAAGAACGUCAAGCUGAUGGGUCAAUUUUGCAAGGACGAUAUUCCGCUGCUGUGCGAUCACAGUCUUUUGCGAAACAGUAGUCGCCACACUCGGCCUUGCAGUCAUUCGGAGAGUUACGUAUCGUCGGGUCGUGAUUUGACGCUGGAGCACAUAUUGCGUCAAGGUAGCGCUCUUUAUCCGAUAAGUUUCGUGUUGCGGUACGAGUUCGUGCACGAUUCGUUGUCGUGUCACUUGGUGUUUUCGGCGAGUUCGACAGGGGCGUCAUCGGGGUCAGGGUCGGUGUCGUCAGCCGGGUCGAAGACUUCCGGUUCAUCUGGUAAAUUUUCGUCGCCGAAAAGCGUGUUUUUUUACGGGCGAGGUGGAGCUCAAAAUUUGAGUUGCGUGUAUCGUUUCGAGGCGGAGGUCGAUCAGAGAAUCGAGUUGACGAUAGCGAGGGCGUCGUUCGGUGACAAGCGUUGCACUUCUUACAUCGAUCCGUUGAUCGAUCGUUGGGCCUGCGACGGUCAAUCGCCGGAAGAAACGAAGAAGAACGGGAGAGCGGAGUUGCUCGUGUCCGAGUAUCCUUGGACGGGGGUUGAAUUGCUUCGGGAUUGCUUGUGCUCGAACGUGACCGAGAGGAUCGUCUUGAAGAGUCUGACCUCGAACGUCGUCGAGAUGAAAUUUGUCGUAUCGCGAAUGAACGUUACGCAGGAUUACGAUAAUUACUUUUUCGAGGGGGAAUAUCGAUUCGUGCCGAGCAACGAGCUGCGCGAGGAUCAAUCCUGUCCGACGAAGCUCGAGGAGCGGAAAUUGCGCGGUACCAGCGGCGAAAUUUCUCUGAGGAGCCCGCUGCCACGCGCCGUCGGCGGUAUCGCUGCUGUCGAAGAAAUUUUACCCAACACCGAGGACUUGACCGCCGCCCAAUGCGUCAACGAACCCUGGCUCAUCGAACCCGAGGACGUCAGGAUGAAUUUUUUGUAUCUCCGGACUUCCGGGUUCGCCAUCAACGCUGAUAACAUCGAGGAGUGUACCACCCUCAAUCGCAUCAUCGUAUAUUCCGCUGCCAACACCAAAGACCGAAGCGUCAUUUGUCCCGAGGGUGGCAACGACCUUGCACGAACUGUCGACUUUUUCUCCGGUGGCUGGAAUUACAGCCUCAUCAACGAUACUCCCCCCGUCAACGCGAUGAUGCAACACUCCAGAAGCUUCGUCGUUGAAUUCCUUCAACGCGAACCUGGAUUUUACGCCCUCACUUGGAUCGCCAUCUCGAAAAGAGCCACCGCCACUAGUCUCGGCUCUAACCCUUUCGCUCUUGGUCCGACCGAGGACUGUCCGUACAGGUGUCCGGAGAUCCAAGCUUGCAUAAGCUCGGUCCUUUGGUGCGACGGUGUGCGCCACUGUCCCUCGGGUUUCGACGAGGAAGAAGUUAAUUGUUCUUAUCAGUUCGGGGUGACGUUACUGUACAUCGCGGUGGGGGCUGGUGCAUUGGGAAUUUUUUUGAUUCUCUUGUUGGCGACCGGUUGCUUGAAAUAUUGUUUGUACCGGCACAAGGCUCGUAAGAAAAAGAAAAACGUGGCGCUGAGCGUGAACCACCUUCACGUGAAUCAUACUCAUCACAACAACGGUUUGACCGGCAGUCGUUUGGGCGGACGUUACAAUUUGGCAACGCCGCAGGAAAUGUAUCUCGAGAAUUGUGGCAAGGACAGCAUUUGUUGACAAUACGCCAUCGACGAUAUGGAAACAACCGUGUGAAAUAGUCGGGAUACCGCGGGAUUCUUCAUUCCUUUCGAUAAAAAAAAAACAAAAACAAAAACAAAAACAAGCUCGAAGAAACCAAUAAUACGUAACGAAAAAUAAUGGGCGAGGAGAGGAGCGGAGUGCGGAAUGCGAAGACAGAAAAAGGAGCGAAGGAAACGGAGUCUCAGCUGGUUGUGGCAUCGUGAACGCUACAGCGGAAAGACUCGCUCGAAGACUACGAAAACGACCGAAAAAUAUAUUCUAAUCGCGGGCUCUGGUGAAUUUCAUCUAAAAAUGGUAUGGGGAGGAGAGAAAUUCGCGAGUAUUGACCCAGGUGCCGCAGCAGGAAAAGGGAGAAAGUAGAUUAAAGCUGUAAGAACGAAAGGAGCAAUAUUCUAAGGCAUAUAAUACAUCAAGCGAGGCUUGUCGAAGCGAAAACUUCACAUUGACUUGCAAAUCAUACUCUCUUCGACACAAUAGUCGUGCGACAGGCUGUAUGUCGCUUCGGAAGAUCACACGUGCUUUUAUCUACGACUUUUACGAGUGCCAAACGUGAAUCGGAGAUGGUGGAUGGAAAAAAAACGACGGAAAAGACGAAAGGACGAAGAUAAAAAGGGGUGGAGCGAGCAGGAGGCAAAAACCAUCUCGAAGUGGUUGUGAUCGAAGGAGAUUUCGACGUUGCUGUUUUUAGGCUCGCACGUGAAAGAUUGAUGGGGCGAGGGGAUGUUAACGGACGACGAAAAAUCGAGGAUCGAUGAUAAUCUACGAGGAAUAAAUGAGCCUGCUGCGUUUAGGAAACCAAUUCGAAAAAGCAACCAAUUAGUAAGGAGCAAAAUAUCUGGCGAAUACGCAGAAAACUGCGUCGUCUCUACCCGGAUAUUCGAACGCGAGGUACCAGCCGAAAGGCACAAAAAGGGCUGCGUACUUUUCGCCUGGAUUUUUAACAGCGUGGAGCGAAUAAAUCGUGUGCACGGGCUUUUUAACAAAAAUUUUCGGACCGGUAAAGCUGCGGGGUGAAUCAAAGUCACUCCUUCCUCGGGCCAGAGAAUCCUGUGGAAAGGCCACCGAAAAAUCCAACUCGAAAGAGUUACCUGCGUUUUAAUUGGAAGGAAAUAAAUGAACUAAGAGAGGAGGAGAUGGGAAGAGAGGGAAUUUGAGAAGCAACGAACUCGGUGUGUAUCGAUCAACGUAACUAUAGACUCUCAAAAAUAAAAGGAUUGAAAACAACGAGAGAAAGAGAGAAAGAGAGAAAAAAACGGACGAGGAGAGAGAAAUGACAAAUUAAUCACGACCAAAAUACACACACUGCUCUAUCCAGACUGCUAAUAAAAAAUAAAUAAUAAAAACGAGCCGUUCGGUGAGAUCGCCCCUCGCAACGAUAAAUAUAUAUGUACACAGUGGGCAUCUAUAUAGGAAUAAAAUAUACUCGAUAUACCAUAUGUGAACGUGGCAUAACAAAAAACGCGAAAGAGGACACGUUGCGUGUGGAAGUAGAGAUCGGGGGCCAUAAAUCAUAAUUUGUCGAGAUAUAAAUAUUUUGUCGGAUCCUCCGAUUGUUCCGGGUUGGCACAGGAAUACGCGUUUUUCCGGAAGCUCCCUUUCAUUAUAUUUUUAAUGCACCAACCGAUUUUUCGCUAGAGCUCGAGGGAAUUAAAAGUUUUUUAAAUUAAUAUCGAAUAUCUGGCGUGCAAUGGAUUCGCGAUAUAGCUGCCCAUUGAAAAGUCACGGAGCAUUUAAAGCCUCAUGAAAAUAUGAAUCAAACGAGCAUGACGUUUUAUUAAGUGAGCCGAAAUUUUUACGCGAAUCCUCCAAUUAUUGAUGCAGCAUUUCGUAAUCGCAUCAUCGAAACAAUUUUUGACAAUAUUUUUACUAUUUAUAUUCGACUCGAAAAUAUGAUUAACUUUUGCCUACCUUCGUGGCCAGAUGAAAGAUGCUAAAUUAAGGAAAUAACAACCUUCGUUGACGAGAUAAACUACGUGUCGAGGGUCUACUGGAACGGAACUUUCCAAAUCGGACGUAAUCAAAGCACUGAAAUUUCACCUCGUUACAGCAACAAUGAGUUUUCGUCCAGGUACAUUUCGAGCCGGCGAGCACGCUGCAGCAAUGAACUAGCGAAACGCUCAUCGUGAUACCGACGAGCGGGAAACAAAUGCGUUUUACACGAAUGAAGAAAAAUUAGGAUCGAUGUUGCCCUACGAGGAGGAGGAGGAGAGUCAGCAAAGUUCUGAGCAACUCGGAAAAACCUGAUUAAAGUUAGAGAUCGAUGUAUAGUUGGUGGCUGAAGAAUUUUAAGCGAGUGACGUGAUCGGCCGUCCGCGGAGGGACGGCCAUAACUUUUCGGACGUCUGAGAGACGAGGAAUUAAAAUUAACUGAAAAAAAAAAAAAAAAAAACAUUAAUUAUAAUAAUCGAUGUAGAGAUUCGCCGAACGCGCGCGAGAGCAAGAGAGCGAGAAAAAUGAAUUUUGAAGAACAGGAAACAAACAAAAUGCCGCCGUGUAAUAUAAUAACAUAAAUCUUGUAAUGACAUUAAAAUACGAUGGAAGAAUCAUUAAAAUAAAUAUAUCAUUUCAAAAAACCAAACUAAAUUCAUUGAAAUAUAAAAACACACACACACACACACACACACACAUACACACACAAUACACGAUUGAAUUAAAUUUGACGCGCAACAUCCCGCAUAUGCUGUGAUAGAAGUAAGCGUAUCAACAAUCCGACUGUGAGAGUGGAAAGAGAGCAGAGAGAGAGAGAGAGAAAGUGGGGGGAGGGGGGGGGAGAAUUUGAGAAGAGAAUUUCGCGAGCGAGGAGGACAAUUUUCGUCGCUACGAUCGUUGAAUAAGUGCUCGAUCAAAAGUUCAGUUUUCCUUCAGAUUUUUUAACUGGGCUCUGUGUGACCGGCCGUUUAUUUCGAGUACUGAGCACAAAAAGCGAAUAAUUCUUAACAAUAAUCAGAGUCGAUGGGCCUGAGGAUGCUGUUGCGACGAGUUUUGUGCUGGCAAAGUCUCAUCGAGUUCAUCGGGAUUAUGGAGAGCAAAAAAUUUCGUAAGUCGGAGGGACGACGGGGGUUGAAUCACAAUCGUCGAAAUUCUUCGCGACGUUCCAUCGGCCGAUAAUUAAGUCGGUCCUUGCAGAAGAGUUUCUCCGGCCCGAAGCAGAGACUUCUCGCAUCCAUUAAAAAAUCGACUGGCGUCAAGCAGGCGCGAGUUCGUAAGUUCCGGAAGAGCGGCAAACGAGUGCAUGUGUGGAAGGUGGAGGCAGAACUGAAAAAUCAGCGGCAAGGAUCGCGCAGCCGAGGAAUAAUGCGCCGCGAAAACAAAUAAAAGUAAUUAACAAAAAGGAAGAAAAAAGAGAGAAAAAAAGAACUAUUAACAAAAUGAAAAAUAAAUAAAUAAAGGAAUAUGGAAAAUGAACAUUCGCUCAGAAUGCAUUCUACGAAUAGUAGGGUCAUCUGCAUAUGCAUCUAUGUACACGUAGCACAAAUCGAGAAAUGAAAAAAAAAAAUAAUAUUAAAAACAAACAAACAAACCGAAAUAAUAAAUACAUUUUAAAAAAUCAUGCAAAAGGCUCGCACCCACAACCAUCGCUCAUCGAAACACCCACACACAAAUACACACGCGCAGACAAAGACACAGCCACAGGUACAUAAUAAUACUCCAUAGUUAAGUGAGACGAUAAGAUUUUUUUUUUUGAAUCAACGUGGCCUUGAUUCAACGACGAGUUUCUAAGCAACCAAGUAUUAACACACGUUACGUGAUGUAUUGUAAUCCCGUGUUUAUAAUUUUAAUAAAAUAUCACCGCGUUAAAGAAAUCCAA
Messenger RNA from Venturia canescens, 7960 nucleotides. RefSeq lists its product as uncharacterized. The record is from RefSeq and is a predicted model, not a curated record. NCBI's taxonomy places the organism in Eukaryota, Metazoa, Arthropoda, Insecta, Hymenoptera, Ichneumonidae. Gene Ontology annotation, molecular function: protein binding. The transcript is spliced from 9 exons. Gene Ontology annotation, cellular component: plasma membrane. Bases 907 to 4128 code for a protein of 1073 amino acids.